CUGGAACUUUGUCAAUAUUAUAAUUGCAAAACAACAUGAAGUUAAGGCCACCAAAAGUAGAGAAGACAUGAUGAGGAAUAAAAUUCCAGAUAGAAGUGGGUCUUCUUAGGAAUUGUUUUAUCCAAUUGAUCUUGAAAGUAUUAUUUAAAGUAGUAAAAUCCAGAAAAUUCAGUCCACCAUUCUCAUUGCAAUAUUGCGCCUAUGGGUUUAGAAAAGCUACGACCACGUCUUCUUCCCAGAGAUGAUUGGUCCAGAACGAGGUCACAACCUCCCCCCAGAAAACACUGCGAUUGGUUGGUGAAAUCAUCACAUUGGAGGGAAACAAUGGCUGAAGUGAAUUCUGACAGUGACAGCGACCUUGAGUCGACCGCCCCCGUGAAGCCUCAACCCAAACGGCGUCGUAUCAUCGACCCCUCGUCUAUUACCACCGUGCCUAUCUACUCGAACAAGGUGAACAGCAGCUUACAGCUGAAUCCAACUCUCUUCGCCUGUGACGUUAACGCAGGUGACAAUGCAGAGGAGGUCAGUUUGUGGGCCAAGUCUCCACCCUCAAAGAAAAAUAAGCCAAACAUCAUUACCUUGAAUGACUCAGAGGAUGAGUCUGAGCCAGAGGACAAAGAUCCGGUAGACAUCCGUUCCCCCUCUCCACCCCCACCUCCAGGCAGCCCUUUUGUCAAAGUAUCCAAUCGGGCCAAUCGAAAGAUUCUAGAGAUCAACAGAAAGCUAAAGGCUGUGGGCUCUCUCCUCUCUCCCGAGGCCAAAGAGCGGUCUGGAUGCCGCGGCUGCCACUCCCCUCCUCUCACGGAGUACGACGACGAUGAUGAUGAUAUCAUCCUCGUGUCCCCAAACUCCCGGCCCAGGAGCCAGCCCCUCGCCCCCUCCCGAGACCACAGCCCCCUGACAUCCAGAGAGAUCGCCCUCAAGUUCCGCAGCCGGACAGACCUCUACAAGAUCCCUGUGUUAACUACGGUGCCUCUGAGCAAAGCGGUGGAGCAGCUGUCAGUCAAGCUCAAAGUACCGCCCUCCCGCAUCCUGUUACUGAGGAGAGACAUAGAGCUUCCUGUCCACUCCACAGCAAAUGAGCUGGGCCUGGGAAUCGCUGACAUCAUAGACUGUGUUGUCAUAGCAGCAGAUGAUAAACACGAGUCUGAGCAAAGUGGUGACAUGCUCACUGUGCGACUGCAGACCAAGGAGAAAGGCUCAGCACAGGAAUAUUCCCUACACAAAGAUGCCCCCCUGGGCUCCAUUCUCUCCCAGUAUGUGUCCAGUAUGUCCGUGGAUGCCAGACGCAAGGUGCGCUUCCAGUUUGACGGGUCAAAGGUCGUCCACAGCCAGACGCCCUCCCAGUUGGACAUGGAGGACGGGGAUGUCAUUGAGGUGUGGGUGUAAACACCUGUGGUAUUUUCAUAGGGCUGUGGUUUUCAAACCUCUUCUCUGGGAUCCCCAGACGUUUCAAAAUUGUGUUGUAGCCCUAUACUAACUCACCUGAUUCACCUAGCCAAGGACUUGAUUAGUUAACCAUUUUAAUCAGGUGUGUUAGCUGAUAUAGUUAAAAUACAUGAAACGGCUGGAGGUCCCCAAGGAAAUGUUUGAGAACCCCUGUCAUAGAUGAUUUAGUUGUAUAUGAGAUGGACACAACAAACAAAAAAAGGAUAGAAAGAUGUCCCAGUGCAAUGUUUUUUUAAGAUGCAUUUACUGCACUUGGUCCAAAUAAGACUCUUCAAUAUUGCCACUGUCAAUUUAUGAUUGUUUAUUUUAUUUUUAUUUUUUUUAAACGAUUUUGAAAUAAAAAUGUCUGUUCAAAUGAA
Molecule: messenger RNA, 1808 nt
Organism: Oncorhynchus keta (chum salmon)
Lineage: Eukaryota; Metazoa; Chordata; Actinopteri; Salmoniformes; Salmonidae
Gene: nfatc2ip
Product: nuclear factor of activated T cells 2 interacting protein
Exons: 9
Coding region: 202-1389 (395 amino acids)
Biological process (GO): positive regulation of transcription by RNA polymerase II; cytokine production
Source: RefSeq, a predicted model, not a curated record